AAAGAUGAGGUUAUUCGAGAAAUUCGCAAAAGAUUAAUAGUGGACUGUACAUUCAUUGCUAGUAAAACAACUGUUAAAGCACUUAUUGAUCCCAAAUCUCGAGAAAAAGUUUCCGUUACUUUGCCAAAUAUCUUUGAUGAUAUAGUACCCCCUUCAUAUUUGGAAAUAGAUACAGCAAAUUUUGUAGUUGUUGACAAGCCUGAAUAUGAUUUGGUUUUAGGACAUGUAUGGUUAAUGCAUACAGGAUAUCGAGUUGACAGGUAUAAAAAACUACCACUAUAUAUUAAUAGAUCUAAAGAUAUCGAAGAACAAGAAUUAGAAAAAAGCCAAUAUCGCGCAAGAAAUAGUAUUUAG
Diversispora eburnea is the source of this 354-nucleotide messenger RNA. The record is from the annotation of a GenBank genome assembly. NCBI's taxonomy places the organism in Eukaryota, Fungi, Glomeromycota, Glomeromycetes, Diversisporales, Diversisporaceae.